Molecule: messenger RNA, 1149 nt
Organism: Penicillium cinerascens
Lineage: Eukaryota; Fungi; Ascomycota; Eurotiomycetes; Eurotiales; Aspergillaceae
Product: putative nicotinamide N-methyltransferase
Exons: 3
Coding region: 1-1149 (382 amino acids)
Source: RefSeq, a predicted model, not a curated record
AUGUCUCGCAUCUGUUCCGCUCAGCUCCACUAUGACAUGGAAUUCAAACAGUGCAAACCACUUUUUUUUUUGGCCGAUAAGAAAAUCACACGAUGCGAUGCCAUCCUUGAUGAUAGGCCAAUUGUGUCCUCGAACACCAAAGUCCCUCGUGGAUCCCGCACAAAGCUCCAUUCCCGCCUGCGGCCAUUGCCCCGCCGCAAUCCCGUCAUUGUGUCCGCACCGGCGCCGGAUCUCAAGGACGAGGAUCGGGAUACCGAGGUCGAAGAGAGCCCCGAGGAUGUCUUUGGAGCAUUCCUGCCUCAUCUUUCCCCAGACGAUGCGCCGUCAAUCCACGGCGAUCCAGGCCAACGCCUCCUCUACUCCUCCCCGCACUAUGGCGACCUCGAAAUCAUGGUCCCCUCUUACCCCGGCCAGAGCGAAAAGUGGACCGAAGAAGUUGCAGUCGGACUGCAAAAAAGCGAGGACGGUGUGAACCAUGUGGAAGAAGGUCGAAAAUUAUUUGCGCAUUUCCUGUGGAGCGCGGCCAUGGUCGUGGCAGAGGGCAUUGAAGAUGCAGAGCCCACCCCCAACUGGAUCGAAUACGAAUGCCAGCAACGAGGCACGAGACAUCUGGACCGCACCGCUCUGCCCUCAUUCAUCUGCGCCCUCGCCAAUGCGUCUACCGUCGUGGCCACCGACCAUCCCUCGUCUCCCGCAUUCGCGGGUGCGAUCAAGUUCAACAUGGACUAUAACCUCCGCAAUCGCCCGUCAAAAACUCAAAUCACCAUUCAGCCACACGCAUGGGGUGUCCUCGACGACACCUCCGCCCGGGAAAAUAAAGGCACUUUCACGCGCAUCAUCGCGGCAGACUGCUACUGGAUGCAAUCCCAGCAUGAAAACCUGGCUCGUACAUUGCAGUGGUUCCAGGCGCCUGGCGGAAAGGUCUGGGUGGUGGCCGGGUUCCAUACAGGACGUGCGAUUGUAGCCGGUUUCUUCGAGACGGCCCUAGAGAACGGGGUUGAGAUUGAGCGUAUCUUUGAGCGCGAUCUAAUUUCCAGAACGGAAGACGGUGAACAGAUCAGGAGAGAGUGGCUUCCCGAGCGCGAAGUCGAGGGACCUGAUAACCGGAGACGCUGGGCCGUGGUUGCAGUAUUGAAGCGCAAGGAGUGA